AUGAUGGAGUCCCGGGAGGCGGCCGGCGAGGCCAUCUUUGCUGCCAUUUUCGAGGCCGCGCCCAGCCUGCAGGAGCUUUUCAAGACAGCCAGGGCCGUGCAUGCGAUGAGGUUCACGAACGUGCUGAACUCUGCGAUGCAGGUCCUCGAUAACCCGAGGGACUUGAAGAUACUCGCGGAGACCGUUGGUUUCGGCCACCUGAAUUUGGAGGUCACGGCCCCCAAGGGGGCCGUCUUCCGUGACUCCAUCCUGGACUUGUUCGAGUCUGAGCUGGGCGACGCGCUGAGCAACGAGGGGCGCGCGGGUUGGGAGGUGAUCCUGAACUACAUCAUCGGCGCGUGCAUUUACGUCAGGAGGACGUACGCCGAGCGGCUGCGCGUCCUGGCCGCCAGCUGGGAGAAGGCGAACAACCGGGAGCCCGCCCGCAACGGGCUCCUGAUGGGCUCCCGCCUGAGCGGCUCCGGCAGCUCCCUGGGCUCUGGCGACAGGCGGGGCAGAGACGCGGAGAAGAAGGCGUCCAGCCAGCUGCAGUCGCCGCAGCACUCCGGCGAGGUGGGGAAAAAGGGCGAGUCGGGGAGCUCCGAGGAGAACCGCGCGGUCACCCAGAUCUCCAAGAAGCAGCGGACGAGCUUCAAGGAAAUGUUCGAGGCAUGA
This is a messenger RNA of Prorocentrum cordatum, 654 nucleotides long. The record is from the annotation of a GenBank genome assembly. NCBI's taxonomy places the organism in Eukaryota, Dinophyceae, Prorocentrales, Prorocentraceae.